GGGCAGCUGGAGACGCAAAGAGACAUCAGUGGUGCCUGUUCUGCCUGCGGGGGGCCAGUGGUGCCCCUCAUCUUCCCAGACAAGGUGGCCCCGUCCUCGCCUGGUGACCCUCCCCAGCCCUGGGACCACGCCUCCGUCAUCGCUCACACCUCCCUGCCCCUGCUGUGCAACGAGGAAGCUCUGGGGGCUUCAGGGCCAGAAGCCCUGGACGUCAGCCGGGCGGACCCCCGGGCCGGCCGGCGCUGUUUCACCUGCCAGUUCUGCGACAAGGAGUAUGGCAGCCUGGGCGCUCUCAAGAUGCACAUCCGGACACACACGCUGCCCUGCCUCUGUGCCGUCUGUGGCAAGGCCUUCUCCAGGCCCUGGCUGCUGCAAGGCCACCUCCGGACCCACACGGGUGAGAAGCCCUACGCCUGCCCUCACUGCAGCAGGGCCUUCGCCGACCGCUCCAACCUGCGGGCCCACCUGCAGACGCACUCGGACACGAAGAAGUACCAGUGCAAGCGCUGUGCCAAGACCUUCUCCCGCAUGGCACUCCUGGCGCGGCACGAGGAGUCUGGCGGCUGCCCCGGCCCCUAGAGACGUGAGGGUUUGUGCAGGCGGGGGCAGGGCCUCGCCCCCAGAGCCCACUGCCCCUGGAGGAGCCACGCGUUCUGGGGGGGCG
This is a messenger RNA of Vicugna pacos (alpaca), 664 nucleotides long. The record is from RefSeq and is a predicted model, not a curated record. Lineage: Eukaryota; Metazoa; Chordata; Mammalia; Artiodactyla; Camelidae.